AUGGCCCUGGAAGAUAAAGAAAAGAUGAUGUUCAUCACCUUAUGGGGAACCUUAUGUUAUAAGGUCAUGCCAUUUGGCCUCAAGAACGCGGGGGCCACUUACCAAAGAGCCAUUGUAACCCUAUUCCAUGACUUGAUGCAUAAAGAGAUAGAAGGGUAUAUGGAUGAUAUGAUUGUCAAGUCGCGGGGCGAAGGAAACAACAUGGAAAAUCUAGAAAAGUUGCUUAGAAGGCUACUAAAAUGUCAGCUGAAAUUGAAUCCAAAAAAAUGUACCUUUGGUGCUACAUCGGGAAUGUUGUUGGGAUUCAUCGUGAGCGAGAAGGGGAUCGAGGUAGACCUGGACAAGAUUAAGGCAAUUCAAGAGAUGCCUACCCCCAAGACCGAAAAAGAGGUGCAGAGUUUCCUGGUGUUGGCGUCAGUUUCACCAGUUGGGGUUCAGCAUCAGAUCAUUAUGGACCUGGAAAGGCUGGGUAUGGAAUUAGUGGAAGGAAAUCGCCAGGCAUUUAUAACUAGCUUGGUAGUGCAACCGACCUUAUGGGAAAGGAUUAGGAUAACUUUGACGAAAGAUGCAGAGCUAGCAGAGAUUGUGAGUGGAAUACAGGAUGGGUUGAAUGUAGAUUUCAAUGUCUCAGACGACGGGACUGAUGGUCAGUUAAAGAGGACUAUUCAUAUCUUAGAGGAUAUGCUGUGGGCGUUUGUACUGGACUUCCGGGGUAAUUGGAUUAAAUACCUGCCGUUAGUUGAGUUUGCAUACAAUAAUAGUUAUCAAGCCAGUAUCGAGAUAGCACAGUAUGAGGCACUGUAUGGUCGCAGUUACAAGUCUUUGGAGCUUGAUGACACAUUGGCAUAUGAGGAGAUACCAGUUCAAAUUCAAGACUAUAAGGAACAGGAGCUGUGUACUAAGAGGAUUUCCUUUGUAAAGGUACUUUGGCAUAAUCAUGCAGUAGAGGAGGCAUCAUGGGAAUUAGAAGUAGAAAUACGUUAG
Messenger RNA from Malania oleifera, 984 nucleotides. RefSeq lists its product as uncharacterized. Lineage: Eukaryota; Viridiplantae; Streptophyta; Magnoliopsida; Santalales; Ximeniaceae. The record is from RefSeq and is a predicted model, not a curated record. The coding region runs from base 1 to 984 and encodes 327 amino acids. Gene Ontology annotation, molecular function: nucleic acid binding. The transcript has 4 exons.